UCUUUGCCGACGUUUAACUUCCUGAAAAAGUUUCCUCUACAAUCCUCUAUAAUGGAUGGGCAGAAAACGUUCCUACCAAUUUCCAAUACACAUGUGUACACUGCCCUCCCAUCUGGGCCUCACCCCGUCGGACCUCCGGCGACCGACCGUCGCCGACCCAUUAAGGCCUUCCUUGUAACUUCCUCCGGCUUUUUAACGUUAGCCUUUUUGGUGGCCCUGAUCGCCUCUUACAAUGGCGACAAUUUAGGUAAUAAUAAUACUGUUAUUAAUAACAACGACGCCUCAUUGUCGUAUGUAUCUAUGGAACCCGCAAAGUUAAUGGGACCCGUGUCACGUGGCUCGCCGGCCGGCGUGUCGGAGAAGAGUAACCGGCCGUUGUUCUUGGGAUUGAAGGCGAUGCCAGCUUUCCCUUGGAGCAACGAUAUGUUAUCCUGGCAGAGAACGUCAUUCCAUUUUCAACCAGAGAAAAAUUGGAUGAAUGAUCCUAAUGGUCCAAUGUUUUACAAGGGAUGGUACCACUUCUUCUAUCAGUACAACCCAAAUGGUGCUGUGUGGGGUGAUAUUGCUUGGGGACAUGCUGUUUCAAAGGAUUUGAUUCGCUGGUUUUACCUGCCCUUGGCUAUGGUUCCUGAUCAAUGGUAUGACAUCAAUGGCGUCUGGUCUGGAUCUGCUACCAUACUCCAUGAUGGCCAAAUAGUUAUGCUAUAUACUGGCUCAACAAAUGAAUCAGUUCAGGUGCAAAAUCUGGCAUACCCUGCUGAUCUUUCUGAUCCCCUCCUCAUCAAUUGGGUCAAGUAUUCUAACAACCCAGUUCUGGUCCCUCCACCAGGCAUUCAUUUCAAGGAUUUUCGUGAUCCGACAACCGCUUGGUUGACGUUGGAAGGGAAAUGGCGAAUUACAGUAGGCUCUAAAGUUAACAAGACCGGCAUAUCUUUAGUGUACGACACUAAUGACUUUAUAAAUUUUGAGCUUUUAGAUUCAAUCCUUCAUGGUGUUCCCGGCACUGGCAUGUGGGAGUGUGUGGACUUUUAUCCUGUCUCAAAAACAAGCAAUUAUGGCUUGGACACGUCUUCCUAUGGCCCAAAAGUCAAGCAUGUGGUGAAAGCAAGCAUGGAUGAUACCAGGAACGAUCAUUAUGCUAUAGGGACUUACUUUGAAGAAAACGGGACAUGGGUUCCUGAUUUUCCUGAGAUUGAUGUUGGAAUUGGGCUUAGGUAUGAUUACGGGACAUUCUAUGCAUCCAAGACUUUCUAUGAUCAGGACAAGCAAAGAAGAGUUUUAUGGGGUUGGAUUACAGAAUCUGAUAGCGAAGCUGCUGAUGUGAAGAAAGGAUGGGCUUCUGUUCAGAGCAUUCCAAGGACAUUGGUGCUUGAUCAGCAAACAGGUACCAAUCUACUCCAGUGGCCGGUUGAAGAGGUUGAGAUUCUCAGAUUAAGCAGCAAGGAAUUUGUCGACAUAAAAGUUGGUCCAGGUUCAGUGAUUCCACUUGACAUUGGCCCUGCAACACAGUUAGAUAUAGUGGCUGAAUUUGAGGUAGAUAAGGAGGCUUUAAAUGGAACAGCCAUGACCGAGGUUGGGUUCAGCUGCAGCGCGGGCGGAGGUGCUGCUCAACGCGGCGCUCUAGGGCCUUUCGGGAUUCUAGUUCUUGCUGAUGAGUCCCUCUCAGAGCAGACUCCUGUAUAUUUCUAUGUUUCCAAGGGAAGUGAUGGCAGCUUCAAGACUUUCUUCUGCACUGAUACAUUAAGGUCCUCAUUGGCAACUGAUGUGAACAAACUUGUUCAUUGGAGCUUUGUCCCAGUUCUCGAAGGAGAAAAACUAUCUUUAAGAAUAUUGGUGGAUCAUUCAAUAGUUGAAAGCUUUGCGCAAGGAGGAAGAUCUGCCAUUACAGCUAGGGUUUAUCCAACAAAGGCCAUUUAUGGAGCUGCUAAAAUUUUCUUGUUUAACAAUGCUACGGAUGCCAAGAUUAAUGCCUCACUCAAGAUAUGGCAAAUGAAUUCUGCCUUCAACAGACCUUACCAUGAUGAUGAUGAUGAUUCAGACCUAUCAAGCCAACCCCAUAUCCCAAACCACUACUUUUCAUAAAUUUCUCCAUCUUGUUAAGUUGUUGAUCUCCCCUGUCUUUCGCCUCUUCUGAUCCUUCUCAAAUUUAUUCUUCUUUCCUUUAUAUAUUAUUAUUUUUUUGUGCAUGUAUAG
Molecule: messenger RNA, 2193 nt
Organism: Carica papaya (papaya)
Lineage: Eukaryota; Viridiplantae; Streptophyta; Magnoliopsida; Brassicales; Caricaceae
Product: acid beta-fructofuranosidase 2, vacuolar-like
Biological process (GO): carbohydrate metabolic process
Molecular function (GO): hydrolase activity, hydrolyzing O-glycosyl compounds
Source: RefSeq, a predicted model, not a curated record